UCAUGUAAUGCACGUGUUUAUAUAACGAACAUAUAUUUUCUAUAACAUUUUUUUAUUAUGUUCCAAUUGGUGUGUCAUUUAAUGAAAUUAAAAAUUCUUCCGAGCAUCUUUAUUUAUGUCAGAGAUAUAGAUAAGCAUUAUGUCAGAAAAUAUAUCUGAAGAGGAGAAUAGUUUAUUCAGAGAUUAUAAAAGCGAAAACUUCGAUGAUAACGACUUACAGUCCCGAUUAUAUGCAGAAAUCUAUUAUGAAUCAAACAUCGAGGGUGAACCAAAAACCUCGGAUUCAAGGAUUCAAUUUGCUAACAUGGUUGCUGAAUUAAACUCUGAACCAGAAGGUAUGCAACAAAAAGAGGACAAGCAAUCAUUAGAAUUUGAAGCUUCUAGAGAUAAGUCUAGUAAAGCUAAAAAAACAUUAAAAGAACAUUGUAAUCAGAACACUUCAUUAUCAAACGAGGGCUCUGUCAUAGAACCAUUGAUGAGCAAUGACAUGUUACAAUCACAAAAUUCAACUAAUGAUCCUAGAUCAGUGGAAAUUCAGACUGACAAAUUAUCUGAUCGAGAGAUAAAUCCUAUAAUACAUGAAUAUGACAAUAAUGACAAUCCAGGAAACCUUUCAGUAGAAAAAGGAAAAAAGUGCAAUGAAAGUGUUGCCAAGAAGCAUAAAUCUUUUAACCAUACAAAAAAUAAACAUCAAGAAAAUUCCUUAAAUGAUUAUACUGCUUCAUCAAAUGACACAAUACAUUCGAAAUAUAAUGUUGUUUUAAAAUGUAUGAAAAAAGAGGUGGCCUUAAACAAAUCAUUAAAGAACGAUGAGCAGACUUCGGACAGUUCUGAUUCUGAAGAAUCUAUUUUUGAAGUACCAAUUCCACCAAAGCCAAAACCACCACUUAUAAAUUUGCAAGAUUCCGAUGAGGAAAAAAAUGAUACAAAUUCAAGAAUGAAUAAUCUAAUUUCAGAGAAAAUCCCAACUAUGAAAUACAAAAUUACAGAUACAAGAGUAUCAAGCAGUCAUCAAGAUACAUCUUUUAAAAAUAAAAAUACUGAUAAAUCUCUACAUAAUAAGAAUACAACAGUAAAUACUGAGAAUACCCAUACACAUACACAAGAAAUUAGAGAAGAUAUUGUUUUGAAUUGCACAAUAGUUCAGAAAAGUGCCAAAAGUAUAAAUGAAAUUAAACAGUCAUCUAAAAGUGCAGAGUUAAAUAAAAAUCAAGAAAAAGUAUCAACUGAAGAUACAAAUCAAAAUUCUACAAAACAAUUAUCACAAAAUACAUCUAAAGAAAAUAAUGCUAAUUUUCAACAAAGGAUAUUUGUGACUCCAGGAAAAUAUUCGUUAAAAACACAACAAAAUAUUGAGGAAAAUAAUACACAUAAUAGAUAUAAUUUAAGAAGUAAAAACAAUACAUUAGAUGCAAAGGCGUCAUGUAGCAACAGUGAUGUAGCAAUAAAUCGAAAGAGACAACACAAUGAAACCGAAGAUUCUAAAGACAAACGACAAUGUAUUAAUCAGGAAUACAAUCAAGAUAUCGUGCAGCAAAGCAGCAGUAAAGAAAGAGGAAACGAAGCGAAGAAUGAAUGCUUCAAAUCAAUGCCAAACGCAAUGAGAAAUUAUUACUACAACUCGUCUCGCGAUCUGGAAAACUUUGAUGUUAGUAAGCUGCAGCAAGGCAUGUCGAAGGAUCCGCGAAUGUGGAUGAUAAUAGAUGAGGAUUUGAUGCCGAGUCCUCCCAGCAGACAGCGUACUAGAUUUUGGAAUGUCAGAUGCUCCAAUUGUCAUCGGGAUGGUCACCAACGUUACGAUUGUCCAGUGCCGCGUAAAAUACCAUGCUGCUACAUAUGCGGUGAAAAGGGCCACGUCGAAUCUCGUUGUCCACAGAAGAUAUGUCUUACAUGUGGUAAGCAGCAGAAUACGUUUCGUAAAACUUGCGAGUAUUGUCGUGUCCUGUAUUGUACUAUGUGUCAUUCGAUAGGACACGAGUCAAUGGAAUGUCCUGAUCUGUGGCGACGAUAUCAUCAAACGACCGACAUGAGUAGCGUACCACAGAAUCCAGACAACGUAAUGAAACCGCCGGGUCUACUGCAUUGCUGCAAUUGCACCAAGCGCGGUCACGAGUCGUCCAUGUGCAAGGAAUAUAGAUGGUCGCAGCACUUUCAAACUCCGGCGGCAGUCACAAAUUAUAUAGACGGACCGAUGUAUAUGGAUGGACCAUAUACAAUGAAUUUUUCAGAUGAUUUCGAAAUUGAUACUCUAUCCAGGACAACAAGUAGCAGAUCGAUUCCAAAUAGUCCUAAAAAUAUUCAGCAGAUAACAGAAGAACAUCCUGCUGUCAAUAUAGAUACGUUAUCAUCUAAUGCAAAAGCUAGUGAGACGCCGGCUUCACAAGGAACUUUGCAAAUCAACUUAUGCAGUUCAGGAGUAGAAAAAAACUUGGAAUCUCCUUCUAUAAGUAACAUACUUCGACCUGAAGAAAAACAAAAGAAGCACAAACAAAAUGUAAUAAAUGAAGAAGAGUUUACCACUAUUUUAUUUUCGUUUGGUAAAUUUCAUUACAAAAAUAACAAGAACGCGCGAAUAAUCUCGAGAAAUCUUUCAUUGCUCAAAAGCAAUAUGUCAUCUUAUGGAAAGAAGACUAUAAUAAAUAGUUUACCAAAGCGCCAAGUUGUUCCAGAUUUCCUUAGGACAUUAUCAGAUAAGGGGAUAGAAUUUGAACUGAAAACAGGCUUCACAGUACAUCAAACCAUAAAUUUACAGUUAAUAGCAAUGAAUGAAUAUGUAGAACUGAUAUAUGAUUUACUGCUUUAUUGGCUCAAUCUCCCAGACGAAGAAAAAAGUUACGGAGUGGAUGUAACUUUACCCAUGAGUCCUACAAAAAUGUUUAAUCUACUGUCUUCGAGAUUACCGCAGCUCACAAAAAUGAGCUUUACAUGUUAUGCUGAACAUAUACAAGGAGUAAAUGAUCCACGAGGACUUUUUAAUUUGAUAAAACGAUAUAAAAAACAAUUGCAAUAUUGGAACAAUGGUACCAGGAAACAAUAUCUUCGCCUACGUACAAGGAUGUGGCGUGUACAAGUCAAGCUUCUUAUGAUUGUCAACACUGAGCCUCAACCAAAUGUUUAUAUUUCUCAGUUUCAUAAUGCAAUGAAGAAACUCGAAUCUAAAAAACAAAAUCUGAAGAUGGAGAAACUUGAUAAUGCCACUUAUCUUAAACUCACUCUGCUUUAUAACCAUUUAUUUGUGCCUCACACACCUGCCACUUUAUGCAAAACGCUGAGUCGCAUUGAAAAACACGCGGAAAAGAUGACAAAAAAUACGAAUUGUGCACGGGUACAGGAAUUGGAAAAGGAUAAAAUAUAUGAACAAGAAAAUAUCGAAUCAUACUUAAAUGUGAAUUCCUCGGCAUCUGCGACACCUUACGUUUCGCAAGAUAUAAACUCUGCUGAAAAUUCUACGAUUAAUAUUCAACAGAAUACGACUGACGAGACAUUAAUUGAGAAAAGAGGAGUGAUCGAUGUUUCAUCUAUAAUCGAUGAAAUCAUAGAUAGUGAUGAUAAUGAAAUAAUGAUAAUAGAAGAUUCUGUUGGAGAAAAUUGUGGGACUAUUAUGUCAUUAAAUACUGAGAUAUCUAACAAUGAUAAAUCAGUAUUGAUUCAAACAGAAGACAAAAAUGAGAAUCAAGUAUUAACAAACGAUUUAAACAUUGAAUGCAAUACAUCCGCAGGCAAACAGGAUGUAAACACGAAACAUAUUACAAGAAAAGAAAAAAGCAAACAAAUACUCGAAAAAUGCAAACAAAACCCGAAAAAUAUUACAAGAAAAGAAAAAAGCAAACAAAUUAAAUUAUCGAAACAACAGAAAAUUGAAAGGAAAAAAAAGAGAGAGGAAAAUAUUUAUCAGGAUGCAUCAUUUCUCAUAAAAGAGGCUCAUGCGCUUAAUCUACCUCAUAUAAUGAAUGCAGCAAACGAAUUGGAAAGAAAAAUUAGCAAUCGAACACUUCAGCUAAAACAUGUCUGCUCGAUAAAAAGUAUGAUUAGAUUAGAGAAGAAAUAUCGUAAGAAAGUUGACUUAUAUUGGAAGAACUUAAAUACAUAGUUUUUUUUUCAAAUAUUAUACUUUUUUUUGUUCAAAUAUUGCAAUAUCAAAAAGUUAUUUGUAAGAGAUAUGAUUUCUGCACAAUUUUAAGUGUGGAUGAAAAAUUGUUUAUGUGGGUUGCAAUAUCAAAUAACCACAAACAUGUGUAUAAUAUAUUCAGAAAAAGAUAUAAUACACAGC
Molecule: messenger RNA, 4270 nt
Organism: Camponotus floridanus (Florida carpenter ant)
Lineage: Eukaryota; Metazoa; Arthropoda; Insecta; Hymenoptera; Formicidae
Exons: 2
Coding region: 140-4090 (1316 amino acids)
Molecular function (GO): zinc ion binding; nucleic acid binding
Source: RefSeq, a predicted model, not a curated record